Molecule: messenger RNA, 879 nt
Organism: Physella acuta
Lineage: Eukaryota; Metazoa; Mollusca; Gastropoda; Physidae
Product: transmembrane protein 45B-like
Source: RefSeq, a predicted model, not a curated record
AUGGGGUCAUUCUGGGGUCAUAUGGACCAGGGGAUAUUUUUUAUUUGCCUCGCGUUGUGGUGGAUGGUGAACAUGUUUGCAGUGUACAUACAGAAAUCUGGCCGAGAGAAAGAAAUUGUUUUGCCUAGCUCGUAUGGUCUUCCUUGUCGGCGCCAUGUUCCGAUUGAAAUAUUUUUCAAAAUUAGCUUUCCUGUGUUUGGUUUUCUCAUUGAGAUUGUCGCUGAGGGCGGCCCUCGUUUCCAUGACGACGACGGCAACUUCCGGAGAUUGACCAACAUGCAACACAUGACCAUAUAUGGCAUGUUUGUAAUCCACGGAGUAGCCGACCUAUUUCUGUGGUACGGCGGACCGAUUCCCCACCAUGCCAACAGUCUGACGUUAGCGCUCGCCUUCUUCUGGUACGCCUAUGCCUUUGUGUUCCACGCCACCAUGCCGGACAAGGAACCGCUGCAGACGGUCGUGCACAUCCUCCCCAUCCCCUUCAUGCUGACCACGGGGACAUCUGUCCUGCUGAGGGUCCGUCACCCCCGCGGCCUUCACCUUGUUCUGUGCGCGGCGUUCGGGGUACUCACGCUGGGGACCUGGUUUUGUCACCUGCCGUUCAUGUUGUACGCCACUGAUACGUUCCCAGGCAGUGAGCCGAACGACUGGGACCGGAAAGACCCGAGGAACUCCGCCUUUGCGGUAGCGAUGUUCGGCGUCCAUCUUUGUUUAAAUAUAGUAACCACGUGCGCGGUGUACGCCGCGACCUACCUCGUUGUGACGAGAACAAAGAUGGCGUGCAACGUCAAGACGUGUUACCAGACUAAAAAUAAACCCUACGAAAAGUUACCCCUGUACGAGCCUGCAGACGAUUCUUACGUCACCCAAAACAAGUGA